CAGACAUCCUGCGUCAACUGUCUUUUACUGCCUUCCCGGCCCUCAGGAUAACAAGAAUAAAAUCCGUAACGGGCAACCUCUCAACACGGUGCUUUGCGGUUGGGAAGGGGUAGAGAGGUGUCGCCAUGGUAACGCGUCACUGGAGUGGAGGUGCAGUUUGUGCAUUGGGAUGGAGGGAGAGAGGAUGUUUUUACCACAGAGGAAGAUAAAAUUAUUAACUAAACCGCAAAUGAAAUAGUAAUGAACAGCCUGUCAUCGAUUCCAUUGCUCUGCAUUUAAGAACAGAGCAAACUAGAUUAUAUUGCAUGAAAUAUAGAAGUCGGAAGAUCGAAAUCCCGGAAAAAGAAAGUUUUAACGAAAGUUGGUAGUCAAUUACUGUUAGACUUAAAGAAAGGCUGCGAGCUGGUGAUGGAAGGCAAUACCCCGGACAGUGGGCACAAGGCAAAGUCGGCCACGAAGUUCACCGGUGAUUCGGCGGUAAAGAAGAAAAUCAAGAAAAAGGGAGUGAAAGAGAAAAAGAAUUCCCGCAAAACAAGGAGAAACUCUUCAAGUACGCCAUUAACCUCAGCCGAAACAGUAAUGGCUCAUAAACAUGGGAAAAGCAGCAAACCCCAUGCAUCUACGGCACCUCCAAGCAUUGAAACAUCAUCCAGUAAAGGGGAUAAAAAGUCAUGUCCAGACCCCAUGGAAAACUGUGUUAAAUCUAAUGAAGGUAACAAAGAUCACACUGAUGUAUCCUCCAUCGACCAACUUGCUACCUCUGUAAAUGAGUCUCUGCGGUGGGAUGGAGUUCUUGAUGACCCUGUGGCAGAAGAGGAGAGGAUCAAGCUUUACAAACUAAAUCGGCAGUUGAGGUACCUGGCAGCCCAGAACAGCAUGCGCAGGGAGAUCCAGUUGUGCCGAAAGAACCUUUCUGAAACUCGGAGUCCUAAGGAGAAUCCAUACGUCACCACCAGUAAAAUCUACCAGCAACUAGCCUCAAAAGAUCACGCAAACUCUUAUUUUAUGGGGUAAAGUGCCUUAAGUACAAAAUGUAUUUAAGUGUAUGCAGUCAAAGGAACUAAUCCUCCAACCACAGACAUUCUCUCAUAGUUGGAAAGCUACACACAUUCAUGUAAACUGGGUUUAAAAUCACCUUGAUGUUUGAUGGUGUCUGCAAGUGCCCGAGAAAUAUCCUAAAUAGAAUCAACCAAAAUUGAAGUUGGUGGGGUAACAUCUUGUUUUACAUUUCAUUUUCAGGUUCAGAAACUGGCAUGCACCUUAAGAUUGAAACAAUCAAGAUAGGGUUAGAUUAUUACAGCGCUUAAGAAUUUUUUUAAUUAAGGAAAAUUACUCAGUCUGAGUUUCUAUUUUUGGAAAAAAUAAGAUCCCUGCUUCUAAAAGGUCCUUCCUAGUUUCAUUACAAUUAUUAUGAGCACAAAUGGUAAAAUAAUUGGUGCAGUCUAAUGGCUCUCUUCUCCCUCUUGUAAAUUCAGACCAAAUCAAACUUGAGCUGUUUGAACAGAUGUCUGUAAUUGAUAACCCACUUUUUUGUGUCUUAGUCUUGUUCUUUAGUGAGAGAUGUUAUGAAAUGGUGAUAAUCUGAUUUUAAGGUGGAGUAAAGCCCCCAUCUUCUCAUGUUCACCCAGUAAAGUUAAGGAUCCUUUCACUGGCAGGCACAGUAUCAACUAAUUUGAACGUGUGGGUCGUAAGAUCAUCAAUCAAAGAUUUCUGCAUCCCACGUCUAUGCUCUUGCAAGAGUCCCAAGGUUUAGUGACUUGUAAGAGGCUAGGCCAGUUCUGCAGUUUCUCUCAAAUAAGGUGAUCAAACUGUUGAUUAAGUAGUCCUCCAUUCAGGUGAGAAAUCAUGUAAUAAAACCAUUUCUGGCUGCUCCGCCACCCCACCCUGAGGCUAUGAGUGGCCUAUGUCCAGCAUGUGCAGUACUUUGAAUUGGACCCGCCUUCUAAAUGGCUCAUCCAGUUCUUUCUAAUAAUGCAGGUUAACUAAAUUUACACCAAGACAUUUCAACAAACCAACUUAAGUUGAAAGGUGAGAUGCUACUGGGUACUAAGAUAACUUGUAUAGAUUUUGAAAAGUCAUUUAAAAUUUUAAUAAGGUAGUGAUUUCUUUAUUUACUAUAUGUGUGUAUUUCAAAAUUAUAAAUCCAAAACCAAUGUAAGUGUAUUGCAUGCACAAAAAUACCUCACCCAGGUUAUUUUUACAAGUUGCCAACAACUUCUGAUAUGUAUAACUAUUAGCAAAACCCAAGUCCCUGAAGACCAAAAUCUGCAAAAGACAGAAUGUGUGAUAUAUUCAGCAGGCCAGGCUGUGUUUGGAGAAUCAGAAUGUUUCAGACCAAUAAUCAUUCUUGUGGAAUGGAGGGAAGAUUCUAAUGAAAGAUAAUGGAUAUGAAAGAUCAACUCUUCCUUACUUUACAACUUCUGACUGGGACUACUGUAUUUUUUUUAUUUCUAAAUUAAUAUUUGUCUGGCUGAUGUAGUUCAUCAAGCACUUAAUUUGUGAUAACUGAACUAUGUAACCACAGAUCAAGCAUUAUAGCAAUGCCAUGGUUUCUAAAGAUUACACACAAAGAUAAAACAAACAUGCUAUUAACAAAGGAAUAUAUAUUGGCAAUGGCCCAAUCAGCACCUUCUUGGACAAGGCAGCACAUUUUAUUUGCAUUCCAACCUCCAUUUUAAACAUUCACAUCCUCCUUAACCAGCACAUCAUUCUGCAGUGGAUUUCCUCAACAAGAUGCUCUGUCACAACUCGCCAAGGUUCUUUCAAAAGCAUCUCACAAGCUCCUGGCCUAAUAUAUUCUGAGGGUGGUAUGGUAGCGUAGUGGUUAGCAUGAUGUUUUACAGCAUAGGCAACCUGUGUUCAAUUUCCACUGCUGCCUGUAAGGAGUUUGUACAUUCUCCCUGUGACUGUGUGGGUUUCCUCCAAGUGCUCUAAUUUCCUCCCACAGACAAAGACGUACCAGGUGGUGAUGCACCAUCAAUAACUCACACUGAGACGUAAGGUGAGAUAUCGGCUUUUAUUGACUGGAAGAAGGAACCAGGAGUGAGUGUCCAUCAUACUAUGAUCUGGAGACUGAGGCCGAGCGUCAGGCCUCAGGUCGCCUUUAUACAGGGGCCUGUAGGAGGAGCCACAGGAGCAGUCAGCAGGGGGCGUGUCCAGACAGGCACAUAGUUCACCACAGGUGGUAGGUUAAUUGGUCUUUGUAAAUUGUCCCAUGAUUAGGCUUGAUUAAAUAGGGGGAUUGCUGGGUGGCGUGGCUCAAAGGCAGGAAGGGCUUAUUCCACAAUAAAUAAGUAAAAUAAUUUCUUGGUAGGAAAAUGUUUGCAGGCUUGAGCACAGCCACCACCCAAGAAAUUCCUUCUAAUAGGCACACCAUGCCAAUUUGCAAGCAUAAUCCCUGUCCUUCACCGUCAUUGGGUCAAAAACCUGCAGCUACCUACCCAUCAGCACAGUAAGGAUACCUUCUCCACAUAGACUGUAACAUUGCAUUCCAAAUCAGCAACAACUCAAGGCAAUUAGGGUUGAACAGUAAAGUUCUGCCUUGACAGUAAUGACACAAUCAUGAAUGAAUUUCUGUAUUUAAAUAACCCGAUUGUGCAAUCAUCUGAAGUUGUUUCCAAUCACUCUGCUGUUCCUGGUGAAUAAUAAAUCAUCAGCUCCUAGAGCUAGUCAGACUGGAUCAGCAAGCACCUGUAUUCAAAUUAGACAUCUCAGUGGCUGCUAUUUAAUACAGCUGUUACAGCUUUUCCACUACUGACAAAUUGCCUAGGGCUAUUUAUGCAUUCUCAUUAAUAGCUAAAGUGAUUGUUGGAAACCUAGAAUCAGGUUGCCUCACCAUUUACUCUUUUCAUAAAAUGAAUAGUGUACAUUUUACACAUGUACAUUUGUGUUAAAACAUCUUAGUAUCCAAUUUAACUUCUUGCUAGAACCAAAACUAUGACCAAAUUUUUUUAAAAGUUGAAGAAAGGAAAGAUUAACUGAGGACACUGGAUAUGAUAAUGCAGGAGUUACCAACCUAGGGUCCAUUGACCCCUUGGUUAAUGGUAGGGAUCCAUGGCAUAAAAAGGUUGGGAACAUCUGCUCUAAUGAAUGUCUUUUAGACCUCAAAUACACUAUUACCUAUAGUUAAUCUCUGUGGAUUGGAAAAAUAAACUAGAAUUCUAAAGUUCAAAUUGGCCAAUGGGAAAUCCAGGUGUAAUUCUCAUGCAUCAUUGCUCUAGUUUUAAAUUAGCUUUUUUUGGCUUUACUUUCUGUAUAAGCUAAUUUCCAAAACAACCUUCCAGUGUGAGUGGGGAGGUAAAGUAAUCUUGAAAUAAAAAUAUUUCCAUAUUCAGGUUUUAUAGAUGGAGUAACAAAAAGGAUUUGAAAUCAAUACCUUGUCCAGAACCUGUGAGAAGUCUGUGAUUUUGAAUUGAGCGUUGGCUCUUCCAGUGCUUCCCCCCAGGAUCAGUUUCUAGUUACAUAGAUGCACAGGAGUCAGUUUCUCCAGAAAAUUUAUUGAUUCUAAAUCUAUUAGCAACAUGGAAACAAAAUUUUAAAAACAGCAUUAAACUUUAAGCGCUUCCAAAGCCCUGCAGACUAUCUCAGUGGAAACUCGAGCUGAAAGUGUCCAGGGCCAGAUCUGAACAAUAUUUUGCAAGCUAAGUCAAAAUGCGUUUGAAAUUCUUCCCUCGUUUCCUUUUGUUUGGCCAACACAAGCAAAUUACAGAACAAAACACAUCACCUUGUAGAAAGUGCAGUCCCUUAAAUUACAUAUUUUUGAAUGUUCAUUUUGUAGGCUUUUUUAAAAAAUCAAAAAGCAUAUAAAUUCAUAAAUCACUGUUUUAGUAUAAAAAUCCGUACUAUUGAUAAUGAUCGCAAAUGCCACCAGAAAUCAGAGCACAACACCUGUAAUAGCACAACACCCAACAAUUGAAUACCUAGCAAGGAUCAAUCUUGUGUAAAACAAAAUAAAAUGUAGUUACUAGAAAUGUGAAGUAAAAACAGAAAAAGCUGCAAACACCCAGUUCGAAAAAGAAACCAAGCUAAUGCUUCAGGCUGAAGGCUUCUCAACCCCAAAUCAUUACAUUUUAUUUGUUCAAAGGACAAGGGAGGGACUAGGAAUGGUAGAAAAAUUUGCCAUGGAUGCUUGCACUGGAGGGAGCUAUAAAAGACAGCCACAUUGCUGUUCAUGAAGUCACAAAGGCAGUAGAUUGUGCAAGGAUGUUCUUGGGAUGUUGAUAGUGGGUUCUUGGUUGCCAGAGAUAUUUAAUUGAAGCUUUUAUCUACUGUGACGAGGUUGGAACAAUUGUCUUAGGAUCAUGCUUCUGGAAUCAGACAAGUUAAUACAAAUCACUAAGCCACUGUCCUGGGCAGAAUUAUUGAUCAGUUUCAGGAGCACCAACUUGGAGAUUGAUUGGUCACCCACAAAACUGGAAACAUCUACUCUGUAGUAAACUAUUCAAGUUGAUGAAAACUACCUGCUUCUGCACAGGAGAACAAAGAUGGCGGAAGUCAUUCCUUAAAAUUUUGAUUAAAGAUGGCCCUUAUAUUUUUGAACCCUUCUAUUAGUGUUUUCUAGACUUUAGUUCAUAGAAAGAGAAAAAAAUGUUUGCUUCAGCUUCAUAAUGGCUUGUAUAAUAUUCCUCAAUGAUUCAGUGCUUACAUUAUCCUGCUGAAUGCAGAGCUUCAAGCUGAGAAAAUAUUGAUUGAAUAAAUUUAUUUUUCACCCAAAAAUUAUGGCUUUUUUUUUGCUGCUAAAUGUACUUGCGGUAAAUUAAUCUGGCUGAGUGGAAGGUUUUGCAUGGUGUUGUAACUGUACACCAAGGCACAAAAUUAGCAGCCUAGUUUACUACAAGGACUCCUGGGAUGAUGUGCAGAAUGAAAAUGUUGCACCAGGGCUAGUUCAAGAAGAAGGUGCGAGGGGUCUUGAAAACCAUAGAAAAGAGAAUUACAUGCAACCAAAGUAAUAAAUGUUCCAAUCCUCCGACUGUAUCCAUUUCCUGUUUUUUUAAAAAAUUUCUUGCUCAGUUCCAUUAGUCAGCAAUGUUUACUUGCUAGCCCUUUCAUCUUAAAAUUUAGCUCCACUCAGCUAGAAAAGUUCAACCUGUCAGUUGCAGAAUCAAUAUCAAAAACAAAGGAGCUGGUUGUGGAUACAGGAGGAACAGAGACAUUCUCACCCCUAUUGACGUCAAAGGAUCUGGGGUUGAGAGGGUGAACAGCUUUAAGUUCCUUGGUACACACAUCAUCGAGGACCUCACUUGGUCUGUACAUACUGUCUCUGUGGUGAAAAAAGCUCUUUCACCUCAGACGGUUGAAGUAGUUCAGCAUGAGUCCCCAGAUCCUAAGGAUUUCUGCAGGGGUACAAUUGAGAGCAUUCUGACUGGCUGCAUCACUGCCUGGUAUGGGAACUGGACUCUGGACUCUGCAGAGAGUGGUGCCGACAGCCUAGUGUAUCUGUGGAUGUGAACUUCCCACUAUUUAUGGCAUUUAUAGAGACAGGUGUGUAAAAAGGGCCCAAAGGAUCAUUGGGGACCUGAGUCACCCCAACCACAAAUUGUUCCUGCUGCUACCAUCUGGGAAACGGUACCACAGCAUAAAAGUCAGGACCAACAGGCCCCGGGACAGCUUCUUCCAGCAGGCCAUCUGCUGAUUAAUUCACACUGAUACAAUUGCAUUUCUAAGCUAUAUUGACUGCUCUGGUGUAUACCUUACUGUACAUACCAUUUAUUACAAAUUACAAGAACUUGCACAUUGCGACAGAGACAUAAUAUAAAAAUUUUUACUCCUCAUGUACGUGAAGGAUGUAAGAAGUCGUCAAUUCAUUAUCACCCCAAUACUCAGUCAUCAAGGUCCAUUGUUUCUGUAUAGUGUGAAUCGGUCUGGAACUGUUUAAAUAAAAUCCCCUACUAACCCGUCUUAUGGUGUAUCAUGACUCCCUGACAACCAAGGCCACUAUAUUUAGGAAAAAUUAAAAUCUCUUUCCAUAUCUCAGGAUUCGCAAAGGCAGAUGUGAUUUUUUUUCAAAUGUACCACCACCACUGCACCAGCAGCUUUUGGCCUCUGGGAAAGAAGAGCAUUUGAAGCUCAAAACCAACACUUUGUUCAUGAUCCAUCUUCAAAGACAGGGACUACAUAGACUGAGCAAGCAGCACAG
Hypanus sabinus (Atlantic stingray) is the source of this 7135-nucleotide messenger RNA. RefSeq names its product ligand of ATE1 (gene liat1). Gene Ontology annotation, biological process: protein arginylation. The coding region runs from base 409 to 1014 and encodes 201 amino acids. NCBI's taxonomy places the organism in Eukaryota, Metazoa, Chordata, Chondrichthyes, Myliobatiformes, Dasyatidae. The transcript is spliced from 3 exons. The record is from RefSeq and is a predicted model, not a curated record.